CUGAUUUCCCUCCAUUUCCUCACCUUCUCGACUCCGCCGGCGACUCUGGCGCGCUUAGCUCUUCGCUUCCGCACGACGCCGGCGCAAUUUAACAGCCACUUUCCGUUCAACCGGCGCUUUCGUGCGUUAUUCACGAUGGCUUCUUCCUUGGCACCCCCUCCGGGCCAAUCCGCUGCCGUGCAACCGGGUCGGAUCCGGGUCCUCAAAGAAGGAUCGGCGAAGCAAAUGGGUCCUGUUGUGUACUGGAUGUUCAGGGAUCAACGCCAUAGGGACAACUGGGCUUUGAUACACGCUGUUGAUCAGGCGAACAAGCGGAAUGUCCCCGUGGCGGUUGCUUUUAAUCUGUUUGAUCAGUUUUUGGGGGCAAAGGCUAGACAAUUAGGGUUUAUGCUGAAGGGUUUGCGGCAGGUUCAAGUGGAUAUUGAAGAGAAGCUUCAAAUCCCGUUCUUUUUGUUCCGGGGAGAAGCUGAAGAAAAUGUACCAAAGUUCUUAGAGGAGUGUGGUGCAUCACUUUUAGUGACUGAUUUCUCACCUUUAAGGGAAAUUCGCAAGUGUAAAGAAGAGAUCCUGAAGAGAGUGAGCGAUUCGGUGACAAUUCACGAAGUUGAUGCGCACAAUGUGGUGCCACUAUGGGUAGCGUCGGAGAAGUUGGAGUACAGUGCUAGGACCAUACGGACCAAGAUAACGAAAAGGUUACCAGAGUAUCUCAUUGAUUUCCCUGUGUUACUUCCACCAAAAGCUAAGUGGGUUGCUGCCAAAGAUCAAACUGCUGUGGAUUGGGAUAAUAUCAUCCUUGAGGUUUUGAGGAAAGGAGCCGAAGUCCCAGAAAUUGAAUGGUGCAUACCAGGAGAAGAUGCUGCAAUGGAAGUAUUGAUGGGGUCUAAAGAUGGUUUCUUGACCAAAAGGUUAAAGUUGUAUUCUAGUGAUCGGAAUAACCCGUUAAAACCUGAAGGACUCUCUGGGUUAUCUCCAUAUCUUCAUUUUGGACAAAUAUCUGCUCAGAGGUGCGCCCUAGAGUCACAUAAAGUGAAGCUGCGGAGCCCCCAGUCAGUCGAUGCAUUUUUGGAGGAGCUUAUCGUGCGCAGAGAACUUGCUGAUAACUAUUGCUACUACCAGCCGCACUAUGAUUCACUGGCAGGGGCAUGGGAAUGGGCAAGGAAGACCUUGCAGGAUCAUGCUACUGACAAGAGGGAGCAUGUCUACUCGUGUGUACCGUUUCUCUCAGUCUUGUGUUUUAUGUUGUCUCAGUUGGCAGAUUUCUUAAUACUCGCUAUUGACACUGAAUUAAAUAUUAAUAGGUUGGAACAGCUAGAGAAGGCAAAAACAAGUGAUCCUCUUUGGAAUGCUUCUCAACUGGAGAUGGUCGUCUAUGGAAAGAUGCAUGGAUUCAUGAGGCAAGCGACCUCUUCCUUUUUUAUCAUUCUUUAACACUUACUUGUUGCAUUGAUCUUUUAGCAACAAUUGGAGGCAGGGCUGUACCAUCCUGACCAGAAUUGUGUCACUAGCUGCUGUCUUUUUAUUUUUCUCAUGAUGCUAGGAGGCCAGAACUGAAAUUUAUUUCCAUUCAUCAUUUAAAGCGAUUAGAUACAAUUGAUGCAGAAUGUAUUGGGCCAAAAAGAUACUGGAAUGGACAAAAGGACCAGAAGAAGCCCUGGCAGUUGCAAUACAUUUAAAUAACAAGUAUGAGAUAGAUGGAAGGGAUCCGAAUGGAUACGUUGGUUGCAUGUGGUCAAUAUGCGGUGUUCAUGAUCAGGUAUGGGUUCUAUCAUUUCGCUCUCAUAUAGUUCCUUACUGCACAAGGCAUAGCUCAUGCCUCAAGUAUACAGAUAGAGAAUGCAUUUGCAACUGCAUCCUGUGUUUCUUACAUACUCUACACAAAUGUAGCAUAUUACAAUCUGAAGUUUGUCUCUGUUGUUGCCAUAUAUAGGGUUGGCGGGAGAGACCUGUUUUCGGAAAAAUACGGUACAUGAACUAUGCUGGUUGCAAAAGGAAAUUUGACGUUGAUGGUUACGUUUCUUACGUGAAGAGGCUGGUUGGUGAAGUGAAGAAGAGGAAAGCAGAGUCUGAACUUUCCAGAAAUGCUAAGGAACUGUGUCGUUAGCCUUUGGCUUCUUCCUUAGUCGGCACCUGCCAGACUCUCCUGGUUUCUGCUUUGUUGUAGUCUAACAUCCCCCUGUAAUUGUGUGGUUACACACCUGAAUUCAUGUUAAUCAACAUGUUCUCUACUCGCAUUGUUUAAUUGGUGUCUGAUUAUGCAUACAGCUUGCGCGGAUUAGCGAUGAAAGACUGUUUGCAAUGGCUGUUCAUUUCUA
Messenger RNA from Linum tenue, 2312 nucleotides. The record is from the annotation of a GenBank genome assembly. Lineage: Eukaryota; Viridiplantae; Streptophyta; Magnoliopsida; Malpighiales; Linaceae.